This is a messenger RNA of Ixodes scapularis (black-legged tick), 2956 nucleotides long. Its product is annotated as probable E3 ubiquitin-protein ligase makorin-1. The record is from RefSeq and is a predicted model, not a curated record. The transcript is spliced from 9 exons. Gene Ontology annotation, biological process: protein polyubiquitination. Lineage: Eukaryota; Metazoa; Arthropoda; Arachnida; Ixodida; Ixodidae. Bases 28 to 1368 code for a protein of 446 amino acids. Gene Ontology annotation, molecular function: metal ion binding; ubiquitin protein ligase activity.
AUUUGUACGGUUAGUCAGGAACUCAAGAUGGCUGAGGGAGGUACUCAGGCGACGUUAUGCAGGUACUUUCUCAGCGGGAUGUGCAGAGACGGACAGCGCUGCCACUUCUCCCACGACCGGGCAGCGGGCGCCCCCGAUAAUGUCUGCCGGUACUACCUCAAGGGAGAGUGCAUGUAUGGCAGCCGGUGUCGGUACGACCACGUCCGCACGGACCGCAACAAUUCCACGGCCGGCGCGAGGCCCGGCAGAAACAAGGGACAGAAUCGAGGCCACGCGGCGGACGGCGCCGGCCGGCGAGAACAGAACCACGUGGCACCGACGUCCGGUGGGAACUCCUCUUUGUCCACGGGCAACCACUCCAACGGUCACGGAUCGCAGCCAGGGCCGUUGACGGUCCUGAAAAAGGCCGGCAACGCGGCUUCUUCGUGGGACGGCGAUCCAACUUGCAAGGCGCUGCGCUCUUCGAGUUGGGCCGACGCCCCAGAGUUCGUGCCCAAAAGUGGGGCAUCCAAACCGGUCCGGUCGUAUGCGGCGAUCGUGCGGCCCGAGGGGUCGUCGCAGAAGGCGUCCUCGCGGGACCUCUCCAAGGAGGCGGCCCUGCCCCUGUGCCCGUACGAGGUGGCCAGCGACGGGUGCCCCCUGGGGGAGCGCUGCUCCUAUCUGCACGGCGAGCUGUGUGACCUGUGCGAGAAGCCCUGCCUCCACCCCUUCAACGAGGCCCAGAGGAAGCAGCACAGGGAGGAGUGCGUGCUGAAGCAUGAGCAGGACAUGGAGCUGUCGUUCGCGGUGCAGCGCAGCACGGGCAAGGCGUGCGGCAUCUGCAUGGACAUAGUGCUGGACAAGGAGCCCCCCUCGGAGCGACGCUUCGGCAUCCUCGAGAAGUGCAACCACAUCUUCUGCCUCAACUGCAUCCGCAAGUGGAGGGGCUCCAAGCAGUUCGACUCCAAGACCGUCAGGUCGUGCCCCGAGUGCCGCACUCCGUCGGACUUCGUCACUCCGAGCAGCUUCUGGGUCGACAUGGGUUCGGAGAAGGACAAGCUGAUAUCAGACUACAAGAAGGCUCUCAGUGCGAAGCCCUGCCGGUACUUCCAAGAGGGCCGGGGGGAGUGCCCCUUUGCCGGCGCCUGCUUCUACAGUCACACGUAUCCGGACGGACGAAAGGCCGUCCUCCCGCCCCCUCGGCCACGCAGGAGGCAGAACCACAAUGGCGACCUCGAAAUCAUGGAUCGCCUCUACCUGUGGGACUUCCUGGACGUCGCGGAGACUCACAUGCUGGGCCCCUUCAACCUGGAGGACAUGUUCGAAAUCCUCUCGGAGACUGAGGACUCGGACUCGGAUUGGAGCGACAUCGACAUCCUUCUCACCUGAAGCACACCCUACCUCCGCCGUCGCCCACAUUAUAUAUUUUUUUUUUCGUCUUCUGCCACUUGUUUUGUUCCAGGUCUUACUUUCUUUCUUUCUUUUUUUUUCGCUGUUUUGUUUCACUUGUUUUGUCCUGUUGAGUUUCGGAAAAAAACAACAAGAGGGCGUGCACCGUCCCUUCCUCCCCUUCUGCCGCCCUCAGAAUUGAGCCUUAUUCUUGAGCUGCAGGUUAGCAGGAACGAUGAAGUCCGCUUUUUGACCAAAAAUCUAUUGGAGCACAUCGUUUUAUCCAUCGCUCUCGUGUGGUCAGUUUGUUUUCCACAAAACGUCUCCGCGCACACCCCCCUCCCCUAGUCCGUCGGAAGCGGACAAGUUGUAGAAAACACAGUGGGUGUCAGGAAAAAGGGCUCACCCUUCGAGAUUGUGCUUAAAAUGCAACAACUAAAAGCGGUGCGUCGCAGUUCAAUAUUUUUUUUCUUCUCUGUAUAUAUUAUUGUUCGAGGAUACUCCUAGAAACUUGAAUUUGUCUUGUGGUACGAAACGGAACUACCGUCUCAUUCGGUCUGUUGUAAGCAGUUUCAGUCGUAAGAAAUAUUGGGCCUCUUUGUUUUGCUCUUCUACAGUCUAAAUUUUACGGCUCAUCAUAAUUUAAUAACCAGCAGAGUGAACCUUCAGGAGGAUAUAUAGAAUGUUCCACAUCCAGUUGCUGUGCUUUAUGGCGGAUUUUAUGGCACAAGCUCUUAGGCACCCAUUACAUAUACAGUAUAGCGAAUAAUGACGCUACAAUGUAGGAAGAAGUGAUUUACGAGCCACUACCAGUCAGAUGCACAAUUGUAAAUCUCUUCUAAAAAAAGAAAAUACUGUGGUGUCUUGUACUGCCCAUACUUCCUACCACCCACCUUUACUGCCAGUAUUGUGGGUACCUGUUGUAGCACAAAUACGCACGGGUGUUUUUUUUUUCUUGUAGUCGUGUUUGAAGUGGUGUUUGUACCCCACCCCAGUUCGUAUAACGAGAACAAGGUGUGGCGAGACGUGCCUAUCGCUUUGGAGGGAGAGAAAAUAGCGGCGUUUAUGCGACAACGCGGGAUCCUUUUUGUGCGCGUCUAUAAAAGGGACACCGGAGGCGACGGCGUGUGGUUUUGUUUUUGCUCACAGGAAGGAGGACGCCGAAAUGCAUUUUGCCACGUGUGGCUGAGAAAAGGUUAAGUGUUUGUUGCCGGAAUUUCCGAGCCCUAUGUAUGAGAGGUAGAAACUCUUUUCAGAAAGACGAGUUAGGAUUAUUUAAUUCGCGUCACUUGCAAAUAUCGAACGAACUUCAAAGUAGCGGAUGAUUGUAAAGCUUAUGGUCUCGCAAGGCUUGCUUUUGUGAUUUGGUUUUGGAGACCCGUUGCUACAGUUGCCUACGUAGGAAUUAUUUUUCCGGGUUUUUUUUUUUUUCUGGGAGCACAAUUUGAGCGGAUCUGUUUUGGAUCAAACUGUCAAAAGAUCCGUUUCGGUAUGGCUGCCUGCACCGAACGGUAAAUGCAAAGCUCGCAGCUGUGGCAACGUCCGAGGAUUCAAGCCGGUCUUUAAUAAAGCAAAGAGUGUCUCUGGA